This is a messenger RNA of Trichoderma breve, 336 nucleotides long. RefSeq names its product anaphase-promoting complex APC subunit CDC26 domain-containing protein. The transcript has a single exon. NCBI's taxonomy places the organism in Eukaryota, Fungi, Ascomycota, Sordariomycetes, Hypocreales, Hypocreaceae. Gene Ontology annotation, biological process: anaphase-promoting complex-dependent catabolic process. Bases 1 to 336 code for a protein of 111 amino acids. Gene Ontology annotation, cellular component: anaphase-promoting complex. The record is from RefSeq and is a predicted model, not a curated record.
AUGCUCCGCCGCCCGCCGACAACGUUGCAAAUCACAGCCGAGGACAUCGCCGCGUACGAGGACCGGCGCGCGAGCGAGGCGCUCCUGGCGGCGCAGCAAGCUCACGCGGCCGAAGUCCAGGCGCGGGCCACGUCCAAGGCUGGAGGAACUGGAGGAGGAGCCAACAUUGGAGGAGGAGGAGGAGCGGAGGCGGCGACGCAGCAGACGACGGCGGCGAUGGGGGAUCUCGGGCUCGGGCAGGCGAUGGAGGGCGUGCAGGAGGAUGCGGAGGGGAGGGCGAGGAGGAACAGGGAGGAGAGGAAUGAGAGGAUUGGGGUGGGGAGGAGGGCGAGGUGA